UUGGAUGUACGGUGCAGUAUUAAUGUCGUUGCCGUGGGACUUCGUGGCGAUGGCGGUAUUACCAAAAAUAAUAUUAACAAACACUUGCAACACAGGAGGGGAAUUACGAUACGACAAGAACAGUUAGGCUAUUAUUGUGUAUUUCGCAUAGGUGCUCAUUAAAAGAAGUUUUUACCGUCCAGUAGUUGCACACGUGAUCCGGUGCAAUGGCACUAGCGGUUUUAGGAGCGAGAGCGGUUCUUGUCAACCUGAGGUCCAAUCUCCAAAGAGGAAACCUUUUUGGUCGAAUCAGACUCCUCCGGACUUCCACGUCAUCGUGCCUGCUCAAGAGGAGGCAGAUUCUGAUCAACAUCCCCAAGGUGGCUUUGCUGUGUUGGGGCACGGCCAGCGCGUCCUCGGCCAAAUGCCAACAAGCGUCUCUGCCGGUCCGCAUCACCAACAGGAAGUCUCUUGCCAAGGUUCAAGUGCACAAACUGGUCUUUCUCCUCCGCCUGGGCCUACGUGCGGUAGUGCUGUUCCUGAAAUUCUCCCCCAUCCUGCUCCUCUACCCCUUGGCGCUCGUGUCCACUCGCUGGGCCUCGUUCUGGUUGGACGCCCUGCUGUGGGUGACCGAAAGUUCGGGCCCGGCCUUUAUUAAGCUGGGGCAGUGGGCCAGCACCAGGCGGGACAUCUUCCCUCCAGAGUUCUGCGACCGCUUCUCCCGGCUGCACGUGAAGGUACGUCCUCACCCCUGGGCCCACACUAAGCAGUGUCUCGAGAGGGCGUUCGGGGAGGGCUGGAAGAAGGUGCUCGCGUUCGAGAGCAAGGAGCCGGUGGGCUCGGGGUGCGUGGCGCAGGUUUACCGCGGCUGGGCCAACAAGGACCAGGUGGAGGACCCGGACUUCCAGACGCUGGUGGAGGAGAUGGAGAGGGAGGAUCUCCGGCAAGCGUGGGAGAUCCCUGGUCUGAGCGGAAUGGGAAGUUCGGUGUGGAAUCUCUGGAAGGGAGGAAGCAAGGACGACGGAGAGACGCUGCUUGAACAGAACAUCGCUCAGAAGGAUCACAUGAUACCUGUGGCCAUCAAGGUGCUCCACCCGGGCUUGAGGCGGCUAGUGGAGACGGACCUGCUGCUGAUGAAGGCCGCCAGCUUUCUGCUGCACUGCCUGCCCGGACUCAAGUGGCUCAGCCUGCGCGAGAUCGUCGACGAGUUCGAGAAGCUCAUGACCAAGCAGAUCGAUCUCCGUUACGAAGCCAAGAACAUGGAGCACUUCCGCGAGAAUUUCCGCAAGGUGGACUACGUCAAGUUCCCCACUCCGUUACGCCCUUUCGUCACCCGGACCGUUCUAGUUGAAACGUUUGAAGAGAGCGAGCCCAUCUCCGACUACCUGAGAGCGGAGACCCCCCAGGAGGUGAAACGCAGGAUUGCCAGGAUGGGAGUCGACACCCUGCUAAAAAUGGUUUUCGUGGAUAACUUCGUCCACGCGGAUCUCCAUCCAGGCAACAUCUUGGUGCAGUGUUGCGGCCCACCCUCAGGCUCCUCAGACGGGCCCGCCGGAGACGGCGGUAAGACCACCCUCACCGACCUGUGGGACACGGUGGUGGUGAGCGUCAGGCCCGAGCCGCGCCCUCUGCAACUGGUGCUGCUGGACGCCGGCAUCGUCGCCCAGCUGAGCAGCCACGACCUGGACAACUUCAAGGCCGUCUUUACAGCCGUGGUGCGGCGGCAGGGCGAGACGGUAGCAGAGCUGAUCCUCCAUCACGCUCGGGCCAACGAGUGCAAAGACGUGGCGCGCUUCAAGGAGGACAUGGCGGACCUGGUGGACGUAGCCCUCAGCAGCACCCUCUCCCUUGGAAAAAUCCAGGUCGCUGACUUGCUUUCCAGAGUCUUCGGCCUGCUCAUCAAACACAAGGUGAAGCUGGAGAGUAACUUUGCAUCCAUCGUGUUCGCCAUCAUGGUGCUGGAGGGGCUGGGCCGCUCCUUGGACCCAAACCUGGACAUCCUGGAGCUGGCCAAACCGCUGCUGCUGAAAAACUGUGCCUCACUUGUAUAAAUCAACACGACACAUUGAUGCUUACAUACCUCAACGAAGUUGGAUCGAUUGUUAUUGUCCUGUUGACACUUGCCGACACUCAAAAAUGGAGGAUUCAUUCAUGGACAAACACUAUUAGUGCUACGAGAGGAAAAAAAAACAUUUGUUCAUAUACAGUGAAGAAAAUGAGUGAACACCCUGCUAUAUUGCAAGUUCUCCCACUUAGAAAUCAUGGAGGGGUCUGAAAUGUUCAUCGUAGGUGCAUGUCCACUGAGAGAGAGAUAAUCCAAUAAGAAAAAUCCAGAAAUCACAAUGUAUAAUUUUUUAAAGAUUUAUUUGUGUAAUUCAGCUGCAAAUAAGUAUUUGAACACCUGAGAUAACCAAUGUUAAUAUUUGGUACAGUAGGCUUUGUUUGCAAUGACAGAGGUCAAACAUUUCCUGUACUUGUUCACCAGGUUUGCACACACUGCAGGAGGGAUUUCGGCCCCACUCCUACAGACAGAUCUUCUCGACAUCAGACAGGUUUCUGGCCUGUCGCUGAGAAACACAGAGUUUCAGCUCCCUCCAAAGAUUUUUUAUUGGAUUUAGGUCUGGGGAUUGGCUAGGCCAUGCCAGAACCUUGAUAUGCUGCUUACGGAGCCACUCCUUGGUUUUCCUGGCUAUGUGCUUCGGGUCAUUGUCAUGUUGAAAGGCCGGGCCACGACCCAUCUUCAAUGCUCUGACUGAGGGAAAGAGGUUGUUCCCCAAAAUCUCACAAUACAUGGCCGCGGUCAUCCUCUCCUUGAUGCACUGCAGUCGUCCUGUGCCAUGUGCAGAAAAAAAUCCCUCAAAGCAUGAUGCUACCACCCCCAUGCUUCACAGUAAGGUCGGUGUUCUUGGGAUGGAACUCAUCAUUCGUCUUCCUCCAAACACGAUAAGUGGAAUCAUGACCAAAAAGUUCCAUUCUAGUCUCAUCUGACCACAAAAAUUUCUCCCAUGUCUCCUCUGUAUCAUCCAAACGGUCAUUGGGCCUUGGCAUGUGCUGGUUUAAGCAGGGGAACCUUCCGCGCCAUGCAUGAUUUCAAACCAUGAUAACUUAGUCUAUUACCAACAGUCACCUUGGAAACGGUGGUCCCAGCUCUUUUCAGGUCAUUGACCAAGUCCUGUCGUGUAGUCCAGGGCUGAUUCUUCACCCCACGAGGUGAUAUCUUGCAUGGGGCUAACUCUCCGAUUGAGAUUGACCGCCAUGUUUAGCUUCUUCCAUUUUCUAAUGAUUGCUCCAACACUGGACCUUUUUUUCCCACCAACUUGCUUGGCAAUUUCUCCGUAGCCCUUUUCAGUCGUGUGGAAUUGUACAAUCUUGUCUCUGGUGUCUUUGGACAGGUCUUUGGUCUUGGCCAUGUUACAAGUUUGAGUCUUACUGAUUGUAUGGGGUGGACGGGUGUCUUUAUGCAGCUAACGACCUCACACCGGUGCAUCUGGUUCAGGAUAUGGUGGAGUAGAGGUGGACUUUUAAAGGCGGACUAACAGGUCUUAAGAGGGUCAGAAUUCCAUCUGGUAGAACAGGUGUUCAAAUACUUAUUUGCUGCUGUAUCGCACAAAUCAUUAAAAAAUUGUGCUUUGUGAUUUCUGGAUUUUUCUUAUUGGAUUAUCUCUCUCAGUGGACAUGCACCUACAAUGAAAAUUUCAGACCCUCUCCAUGAUUUAUAAGUGGGAGAACUUGCAAUAUAGCAGGGUGUUCAAAUACUUAUUUUCUUCACUGUAGCCGUUAUCAUCAUCAAAAAAACAAAACAAAACACAUUGCUACUUAUAUAUUAGGAUAUCAUCUUUUAUAAAUAAGAAAGAAAAUAUACUGUAUCAUGCUGGCAACUGUCAUCUUUUCUAUGUAAACAGCUUUAAAGAUAGAUAGCAUGUUGAUUCUGCAUUCUGGUAAUGCCACCGAACGGCUACCUGCCCUGUUAUCUUCUCUCCAUCUUUUUCCUUUAACGUCAGCUUUACAGAUGCCAGGUCUGCCCUUUUGCUGCGAUAAAUGACAGCUCCGGUGGUUUCUAGUCGGUUAUUUUUAACUUGAAAUUAUUUGGUAAAUAAUUGGGGUACAGUGAUUUUUUUUUUUUGUUGUUGUUUGUUUUUAAGUUUUUCACGUUUGUAAAGA
This is a messenger RNA of Syngnathoides biaculeatus (alligator pipefish), 4140 nucleotides long. RefSeq names its product aarF domain containing kinase 2 (gene adck2). NCBI's taxonomy places the organism in Eukaryota, Metazoa, Chordata, Actinopteri, Syngnathiformes, Syngnathidae. Gene Ontology annotation, cellular component: mitochondrion. The transcript has 9 exons. The coding region runs from base 207 to 2030 and encodes 607 amino acids. The record is from RefSeq and is a predicted model, not a curated record.